Humulus lupulus (European hop) is the source of this 1585-nucleotide messenger RNA. RefSeq lists its product as uncharacterized. The record is from RefSeq and is a predicted model, not a curated record. Lineage: Eukaryota; Viridiplantae; Streptophyta; Magnoliopsida; Rosales; Cannabaceae.
UUUUCUGUCGAAACUGGUGUAGUUUUCGUACUACAGAAGUCAAUAGUCCAACAACCUUACUUGGAAUGUGACUCGCUUUUCAACUCUUCACUUCGCUUCCUCAUAUCUCUGUGUCUGGAACAACCAAAGUUGGGCUUCAAAGCUGGUAUGCCGUAUUAAUCUUCCUCCCACCCCUAUACUUUUACACUUUAGUAAAUCCACUUAGUCUAGCAUUUGUGGGUGUUCGAUUUGUACAACAAGCACUGCAGUUCUUUGUUGUUCUGUUUAGAAACAGUAAGGAUUAUAUAUUUAUAUUAUUUAUAUUAUUGAGUAUAGUGAUAUUUCAUCUGGGUUUUGGGUAUUGUCAAAGAAUUGUUCAGAUCAGAUCUGGUAGAACAGCCUAGAUGGACUUUUAUCUGAAGAACCUGUUUGAUAGAUUCCAAGAGCAAUUUGGUUCAGGUCCUGGGUUUGGUCCUGGAUUUGGGACAUGUCUCAUGAAAGUAGAAGGCAUUACUCCUGGUUUUAUUAAAUAUGUGUUUAAAGCGUCGACAGCUCUAUAUAGGACUGAUCCAUGGAAGAGGUUGCGUCCAAUACAUCUUUUUGGUGUCAUGGUUGGGAAGGAUUCAGAUUGGUCUGGCAAGAAGCAGCCUUUCCCAUGUCUACAAUUCAUCGGAGGAGAUGGUGGGGAUGUUGGUUUUCACAUGUUUCGAUCUGUAAAUGAUGCUAGGAAGGUGACUGGCAGAAGAGAAACUAUUCGAGUUUCUAAUAUAGAGAUUUUGAGGGUCACAUAUGAACCUGAGUCAUUGAUGUUCCCUUCAAAUCGCAAGAUGAUCAAAACCUUGUCAUUAGAAGAAUCAGGGACAGAUCGCUAUCCUGUAAUGGAUGUUGCCUGUUGCACACCAUCUGGGUCUCUGCAGUUUAGGAGUCUAACUCUUGAGGAGCUUAGGUUUGUGUGUGCUGUCAUGAAAGGCAUGGCUUUGGUGCAUCCUUUGCUUCAGGUUGAUAGAGAUAGCGGACCAAAGUGGUCAAGGCUAAUGUACUUUGAACCAUUUAUUGAAACAGUUGAUGUUCAAUGGCCUCCAGAAAUGGCCAAAGGCGGCCAUGACCUAGUUGCAAUGACGAUUUCGUACCCGCCUGGUCAGGCUUAUGAAGACAAGAGUUGCUCUACAGCAAGCUCAACCCCAACCAAAUAUGCAGAACCACCUAAGGAGGAUUCUUAUGCUGAUGUAGAAUUGCUGAAUGGCAGCUUGCAGAAGGGUGCAACCUGUGACAAAAGAGUUUCAUAGAAAGUAGGCAGCUUAAUCAAAACUCAAAAGGUCAUUUGGGGAAGUGUAGUGGCUAUUCUCACUGCCCGUUUGGCCCCUUUGGGUGGCGUUUGAAGGUGAAGAGUAUCCUCCUGCAACACCUUUUCCACCAUCAUUCAGAAAUAGGUAGCAGAGUGAGUGAGGGUGAAUCUUGUGAGAUGGGUAUCAGGAGGAAACCUCUAGUGUGGAUUUUUAAAGUAGUGAAAUUUGAUUGAUCUCAGUGAAUUUCAACAUCAAGUAAACCUUUUUUGUGUGUAUUUUUUUGUCUUCUGUCCAUUGAAAUAAGAUUUACCCGUUUCCAA